CCGCGCCGCCCCCCGCGCGCCGCUCCCGCUGAGCCCGUGUCCCCGCCCGCCCGCCGGGCGCCGCCAGCACCAUGGUGCAGAAAUCGCGCAACGGCGGCGUGUACCCCGGCCCGAGCGGGGAGAAGAAGCUCAAGGUGGGCUUCGUGGGGCUGGACCCCGGCGCGCCCGACUCCACCCGGGAUGGCGCGCUGCUCAUCGCUGGCUCCGAGGCCCCCAAGCGCGGCAGCAUCCUCAGCAAGCCGCGCGCGGGCGGCGCGGGCGCCGGGAAGCCCCCGAAACGCAACGCCUUCUACCGCAAGCUGCAGAAUUUCCUGUACAACGUGCUGGAGCGGCCGCGCGGCUGGGCCUUCGUCUACCACGCCUACGUGUUCCUGCUGGUCUUCUCCUGCCUCGUGCUGUCCGUGUUCUCCACCAUCAAAGAGUACGAGAAGAGCUCAGAGGGCGCGCUGUACAUCCUGGAAAUUGUGACCAUCGUGGUGUUUGGCGUGGAGUACUUCGUGCGGAUCUGGGCCGCGGGCUGCUGUUGCCGGUACCGUGGCUGGAGGGGGCGGCUCAAGUUCGCCCGGAAGCCCUUCUGUGUGAUCGACAUCAUGGUGCUUGUCGCCUCCAUCGCCGUGCUGGCCGCCGGCUCCCAGGGCAAUGUAUUCGCCACGUCCGCGCUGCGCAGCCUGCGCUUUCUGCAAAUCCUGAGGAUGAUCCGCAUGGACCGGCGGGGCGGCACCUGGAAACUCCUGGGCUCAGUGGUCUACGCCCACAGCAAGGAGCUGGUCACCGCCUGGUACAUCGGCUUCCUGUGCCUCAUCCUAGCCUCGUUUCUGGUGUACUUGGCGGAGAAGGGCGAGAACGAUCACUUUGACACCUAUGCAGAUGCACUCUGGUGGGGCCUGAUAACCCUGACAACCAUCGGCUAUGGGGACAAGUACCCCCAGACCUGGAAUGGGAGGCUCCUGGCAGCAACAUUCACCCUCAUUGGUGUCUCCUUCUUUGCUCUUCCUGCCGGCAUUCUGGGGUCUGGCUUUGCCCUGAAAGUGCAGGAGCAGCACCGGCAGAAGCACUUCGAGAAGAGGCGGAACCCCGCCGCAGGCCUGAUCCAGUCCGCCUGGAGGUUCUACGCCACCAACCUGUCGCGCACGGACCUGCAUUCCACAUGGCAGUACUAGCGCACGGUCACCGUGCCCAUGUACAGCUCGCAAGCUCAAACCUACGGGGCCUCCAGACUGAUCCCACCGCUCAAUCAGCUGGAGCUGCUUCGGAACCUCAAGAGCAAAUCCGGACUCACCUUCAGGAAGGAGCCACAGCCGGAGCCCUCUCCCAGUAAAGGCAGACCGUGCAGAGAGGGCCUGUGUGGAUGCUGCCCUGGACAUUCUAGUCAGAAGGUCAGUUUGAAAGAUCGUGUCUUCUCCAGCCCCCGAGGUAUGGCUGCCAAGGGGAAGGGGUCCCCGCAGGCCCAGCCUGUGCGGCGGUCGCCCAGCGCUGACCAGAGCCUGGAGGACAGUCCGAGCAAGGUGCCGAAAAGCUGGAGCUUCGGAGACCGCAGCCGUGCACGGCAGGCCUUCCGGGUCAAGGGCGCCGCGUCCCGGCAGAACUCGGAAGAAGCAAGCCUCCCAGGGGAGGACAUCGUGGACGACAACAAGAGUUGUAACUGCGAGUUUGUGACAGAGGACCUGACCCCGGGCCUGAAAGUCAGCAUCCGAGCAGUGUGUGUCAUGAGGUUCCUGGUGUCCAAGCGGAAGUUCAAGGAGAGCCUGCGGCCCUACGACGUGAUGGACGUGAUUGAGCAGUACUCAGCCGGCCACCUGGACAUGCUGUCCCGCAUUAAAAACCUGCAGUCAAGGAUAGAUAUGAUUGUGGGCCCCCCACCCCCUUCAACUCCCCGGCACAAGAAGUACCCCACCAAAGGACCCACGGCCCCUCCGAGAGAGUCACCCCAGUACUCACCUAGAGUGGACCAGAUCGUGGGGCGGGGCCCAGCAAUGACUGACAAGGACCGCACCAAGGGCCCAGCGGAGGCAGAGCUGCCCGAGGACCCCAGCAUGAUGGGCCGCCUGGGCAAGGUGGAGAAGCAGGUGCUGUCCAUGGAGAAGAAGCUGGACUUCCUGGUGAGUAUCUACACUCAGCGCAUGGGGAUCCCGCCCUCGGAGACCCAGGCGUACUUCGGUGCCAAGGAGCCGGAGCCGGCGCCUCCGUACCACAGCCCCGAGGACAGCCGCGAGCAGGGCGACCGCAGCGGCUGCAUCGUCAAGCUCGUCCGCUCCACCAGCUCCAUCGGCCACAAGAACUUCUCGGCGCCCCCGGCGGCGCUCCCAGCCCAGUGCCCGGCCUCCGCCACGUGGCAGCAGCAGGGCCACCCGCGCCAGGGCCAGGGCGCCUCGCCUGUGGGGGACCCUGGCCCGCUGGUGCGUAUCCCGCCCCCGCCCGCCCACGAGCGCUCGCUGUCUGCCUAUGGCGGGGGCCACCGGGCGAGCGCGGAGUUCCUGAGGCACGAGGACGCCCCCGCCUGCCGGCCCCAUGAGGGCGCGCUGCGGGACAGCGACACGUCCAUCUCCAUCCCCUCCGUGGACCACGAGGAGCUGGAGCGCUCCUUCAGCGGCUUCAGCAUCUCCCAGUCCAAGGAGAACCUGGACGCCCUCAACAGCUGCUACGCGGCCGCCGCGCCCUGUGCCAAAGUCAGACCUUACAUCGCCGAGGGGGAGUCGGACACAGACUCGGACCUCUGCACCCCGUGUGGGCCGCCGCCGCGCUCGGCCACAGGCGAGGGCCCCUUCGGUGAUGUGGGCUGGGCCGGGCCCCGGAAAUGAGGCCCCCGGGGCCUCUCCCUGACUCUUGGCCUUGAGGUUUUGAGGUGGGACCCUGAGGGCCUUUUCUUAGAGUCACGUGGUGGGUGGCACGCAGGUUGCGGGCAGGAGGGGGCUCUCUGAUCUCCAUAGUGAAGGGUGACAAAAGUUCUUUUCCAACGAGGGGCAGCUAGGCUAGCUGUGCUCACUCUGCAGACCGUCGGCCCACAUGUGUGCAGGGCUGGGUGGUGGCCGAGGACAGACCCCUGGCAGCCGUGCAGAGGCGUGGGGUCAGAGCAGGGCCCUGAGGGGGCGCCAGCAAGGGGCAGGACUGUCCCCCUGAGGCUGUCAUGUGCACGGCUGGGACGACGCCCCCUGGCCUCUUGGGUGCCCACCCGUCCGAUCUGCUGGUCAGCGGCCAGCGCCAUCCCUCUCUUCCCCCUGGGUUCUGAGUGUCUGUGAUGGAAAGCAGCCCUAAGUGCAGGACCCUGGCUUGGAGAGCAGGGGCGAGGCCACGGGACCACAGGGGAACAUGGUGACUCUUGGACCUCGUGGGAAGGGCCUGCUCCUCAGGCUUCUGGAAGGGGGUCCUUGGGGGCUGUCCUGGCCGCAGGAGACCCGGGGGUGGGCGCGCUCGGCCCUGGCCGGGCGCUGGUCACCGGGCUGUGGCCAGCUACUGUCUAGAGACCCAGUGUGGGAGCGGGCUGGGUAGUUGGGGGCACCGCUCUGGGCUGGGCUUCUGUUGCAGGGUCCCUGGACUUGGUGGGUUGUGGUGACAGAUUCGCACGCCUUCCUUCUUGCAUCCCCCACUGGUGCCCUGAGAGAACCCAGGCCUGGAUGAUACAUAAGCACUGGGAAAACCCUUCAAAGCCCCCAAGUGUCAUUACAGGCCCCUUCCCGUCCAGAGGCCAAGGCAGCUUUGUCCUGUGGGAGGUGCUGUCCUCACGGGAGCUGACCGUCCCCACCCGCUCUUCUCCACUGACCGGUCCCUUAGCUGUGGACUCUUGGUGUCUUGGGAGUCAGGGACACCCAUCCCUACCCUGGUCUCUGGGGAGCACCGGACCCCCCCCCGUUGUUGUCACCCGAGGGCAGGCAGCUUGGAGCUGGAGCCCAAAGGCAGCAGUGUGGGAGCCUGGCGUUUGAGAUAACAGAACAGCAAGUUGGCGCUGGCACCCCCUAAGGCAGGACCCCGUGUGCGCGAGGCCUGGGCCAGCUAAGCCACCUCUGCGGUGAUUCAAAGUCUCUUCCAGUGUAGAAC
Molecule: messenger RNA, 4032 nt
Organism: Rhinolophus ferrumequinum (greater horseshoe bat)
Lineage: Eukaryota; Metazoa; Chordata; Mammalia; Chiroptera; Rhinolophidae
Gene: KCNQ2
Product: potassium voltage-gated channel subfamily Q member 2
Biological process (GO): potassium ion transport; transmembrane transport
Cellular component (GO): membrane
Molecular function (GO): voltage-gated potassium channel activity
Source: RefSeq, a predicted model, not a curated record